This is a messenger RNA of Phycomyces blakesleeanus NRRL 1555(-), 1608 nucleotides long. RefSeq lists its product as hypothetical. Gene Ontology annotation, biological process: nuclear-transcribed mRNA poly(A) tail shortening. The record is from RefSeq and is a predicted model, not a curated record. The annotation marks the transcript as partial. NCBI's taxonomy places the organism in Eukaryota, Fungi, Mucoromycota, Mucoromycetes, Mucorales, Phycomycetaceae. The transcript has 6 exons. Gene Ontology annotation, cellular component: CCR4-NOT complex; nucleus; cytoplasm. Gene Ontology annotation, molecular function: protein binding; poly(A)-specific ribonuclease activity.
UGGACUACGCUUGACUUGGGUGGAAUGGGUCUCAAGAAUAUCGCACCUGCCCUCUGUCAAUACACUUUCCUAACCGCCCUCUUCCUCAACCACAACAACGUUACCUAUCUCACACCCACAAUUUCCAAGCUCGUAAAUCUCAGAACAUUGGAUGUGUCGGGGAACAAGCUGACGGCCAUCCCGCCUGAACUAGGCCUUUUGAUCCAACUUAGAGAGCUUCUUUUGUUUGACAACAAUCUUGUAACCUUACCAAGUGAACUCGGAACCCUAUACAACCUUGAGACCCUCGGAUUGGAAGGUAACCCCAUGGACGCCGAGAUAAAGAAUCUCCUGAUGAAAGAAGGUUCUCAAGCCGUCAUAAUCUCCUUGAGAGAAAAUGCACCUGUUGGUAUGCCGCCUCCUCAACGGAUGUGGGAAACAAUUGAGAGUGAUGUUUCUGAAGAACAAUCAGGUAAGAAAAAAGAGGCUAUUAUUGAUGCUUCUGCUGCUGUUUCUUCUGUUGCUGCUGUUGCUGCUGCUGUUUUGUUCACCGUGCUUUGUUACAAUAUCUUGUCUCAAAGAUAUGCAACAAGUCAAGCUUAUGGUUACACACCUUCAUGGGCACUCAAUGGCGAAUAUCGCAAAGAUCUCUUGCUGAGAGAGAUUAGUGGUUGUAAUGCAGAUGUUAUCUGUCUUCAGGAAGUGGAGAUGGCUCUUUACGAGGACGUACUUGUGGAAUACUUCAAGGAAGCAGGCAACUAUGAUGGCGUAUUUUACCCAAAGUCACGAGCACGGACCAUGUCUGAAAAGGAACAGCGAGCAGUGGAUGGCUGUGCGACGUUUUAUAGGGCAUCAAAAUUCAAUUUGGUUGAAAACUCUUUACUCGAAUACACUUACCAUGCACUCCAGAGAUCUGAUUUCAAAAAAACAGCCGAUAUUUACAACCGUGUGAUGACCAAAGACAACAUUGCCAUUUUAACGAUGCUGGAGAACAGGGACACACUUGAACGUGUGCUGGUAGCCAAUUCACACAUCCAUUGGGACCCGUCGUUUGCAGAUGUGAAACUUGUUCAGGUCGGUAUGUUGAUGGACCAGAUCGAAGCUUUUGCUACCAAGCACCUCCAGCCUCCUGCAACAACAGCAACUACAUCUGCUGAUGGCAGUAGCAAUGGUAGUGGUAGUGGUAGAGUCUAUGGAUCGACUUCCAAACUACCGACCAUUAUCUGUGGUGAUUUCAACUCUGUGCCUGAUUCGGGUGUGUACGAAUUUUUAUCAAAAGGAUCAGUGCGUCAGGAUCACGACGAUUUUGGAGACCACAUCUAUGGAAACUACACCACCGACGGACUCUCGCACAAACUUUCUCUCAAGAGUUCUUACAGCCACAUAGGAGAACUUCCUUUCACCAACUAUACACCCACAUUCAAGGGAGUUUUGGAUUAUAUCUGGUAUUCCAACAACACUCUUGAUGUCAUCUCACUUCUUGGAGCAAUCGACAAAGACUAUGUCAGCAAGGCUGUUGGUUUCCCAAAUGCUCAUUUCCCAUCCGACCAUAUUCUUAUCAUGUCAGAGUUUAAGUUUAGACCGCCACGCCGGGAAGCAGAAGAGGCCAAGUUUAACUCUACCUCAAAG